GAGCUGCCGAUCUCGCUGCCUUCUCUCCUUGGCAGGCUGACAUCCGUCUGGAAAAGCUGCCCUUCCCUGCCAACAGAGAUCGGGAGCUGCCGAUCUCUCUGCCUUGAUUCCUUGGCAGGCUGCCUGUCCGUCUGGGAAAGCUGCUCGCACAGCCUGGGGCUGCGCUAGGAGAGAGAGCAACCCCUGGUCUCUCUGCCUUCUCCUCUACGCAGGCUGUCGUCCGUCUGAGAAAGCUGCCCUUCCCUAUCAACAGAGCCUGGGAGCUGCCGAUCUCUCUGCCUUCUCUCCUUUGCAGGCUGCUGUCCGUCAGGGAAAGCUGCCCUUCCCCGCCAACAGAGAUUGUGAGCUGCCGAUCUCUCUGCCUUCUCUCCUUUGCAGGCUGCCUGUCCGUCUGGGAAAGCUGCCUUCCCCCACCAAUAAGAGUGCUUGACAACAGCUGACCAGCCAGCCCAGGGCAUGUGAAUCCUUCCCUGGGGUGGGUGUGAAGGAAAUUGUCACGCAAGAAGUCUCGUGGAAGCCGGAGGGGGGUGAAAUCAGCUCGCCAUGCCGGUGGAGACCUUCCAAGCCAGCCGUGGCAUGGCCACAGUGACGGCCACGGCCCCCUUCACCUCCGCCAUGCCCUUCCGCAUCCUCAACAAGGGGCCUGAAUACUUUCGCCGGCCCCCGGCCAGCGUCUCCCGGAAGCUCAGCGCCGUGGAACGCCUGGAAGCGGACAAAGCCAAGUACGUCAAGAGCCAACAAGUGGCCACCACCAAACAGAACCCUGUCCGGCCGUUGGUGCUCAAGCAGCCCCUCUUCACCCCCGGGGUCAGGCGGGCAAUGUUCGCCCCCAACCGGAAGGUCCCUCAAGCGGGCCGGCGGGGAGAAGGCGGCGGCGCCAAAUCGUCCCUCAACUUGGAAAUCCUCAACAACCUGAUCAAUUUUUGCGACAGUCCCCUUGCCUUCCCCAAGCCAGAGCAGAGCCCUUCGGACAGUCCGUGGCUUCCCAAGGUCCACGGCCGGAAUCUGGACAGCCUGCCUUCCACCCCUAAGAACAAGGCCGCGACCGACAUCAGCAAACACUCUCAAAGUUCAGCAUCUUCCAAGCCGUCCAGCACCGUAGCCGUCCGCCGAGUGGACGUCCGGCCUUGCGGGGUGUCGAUGGCCAGAAGUCCCCCCGCUAUCCAACUGUCUCUGCUCCCUGUCCCGCCUGCGCCCCCCCAAAACCUGCCUGCCACCCCUCUCCGCUGCCCAAGCCCGAGGGGAGAGCCGCAGACCGAUAGCGCCAAACGGCAGACUUUGUUACACCGGUCCAAAUCAGACUUGAGCGACCGAUAUUCGCGGGCCACGGCCGACUUGGAACGCUUCUUCAACUACUGCGGCUUGGAUCCCGAAGACGUCGGGGAUAUGGAGAUGGAGAGGUUCACUCGAGCCAGCUCGGACAUUGUGUCCGUCAAGUUCCACAGCGUCAGCACCAGCAGCUCAGCCGGGACUCCGUCCCAGCGAAGCACCAUCACCGUGGAGGACAGGCAAGCGGAACGCAUGCCGUACGGCAUCUCCAUCGUCGAACGCAAUGCUCGGGUCAUUAAGUGGCUUUAUGGACUCCGGCAGGCAAAAGAGGCCCAGAAGAUAUCCAACGUAUAGCGGCAGCUGCUGUUGCGGGGGAAUGGGGGGUGGGAACUCCCCAACGGUGAGGGGACGAGUCCCUCAACCCUGUCCAAGGCUCUUCGUUUCAGUUUGCAACUUGAGAAAAAAAGAUUUGUCUCCGGGACGUGUGAGGGCCCACUUGGUUUUGCCC
Pseudonaja textilis is the source of this 1777-nucleotide messenger RNA. The record is from RefSeq and is a predicted model, not a curated record. NCBI's taxonomy places the organism in Eukaryota, Metazoa, Chordata, Lepidosauria, Squamata, Elapidae.